AUGCGCUACACCGCCGUCCUCUCGUUUCUUCUCGUCGGACUGAGCCCGCUUUCUCACGCGGCCCCGUCCAGAGCAGACGCCCGCUCUAUGCGCCCAGCGGGCCAAGCGGUCAAAAUGGACGAAAGACAUCUCCCCUGGAUGGGCGACGACGAGGGAGAAGAAGGCCCUGAGGGGCCCGGAAUUGGACGACUCCUGCCUCUUUUGCCCCUGCUCGGGGGCGAGGAGGAGGAUGAUAACAACAACAGUACUGGAAUAACCCACUGGCCGUUCCCCGGAGAUGAGGAUCAAGAAGACGGUGACCUUCUGUCAGGAAAACGUCACUUCCCAUGGAUGGGCGAUGAUGAGGAGACUGGACCGGGCAAUGAGAACGGCAUGUAG
Molecule: messenger RNA, 378 nt
Organism: Aspergillus terreus NIH2624
Lineage: Eukaryota; Fungi; Ascomycota; Eurotiomycetes; Eurotiales; Aspergillaceae
Exons: 2
Coding region: 1-378 (125 amino acids)
Source: RefSeq, a predicted model, not a curated record